Drosophila navojoa is the source of this 507-nucleotide messenger RNA. RefSeq lists its product as uncharacterized. NCBI's taxonomy places the organism in Eukaryota, Metazoa, Arthropoda, Insecta, Diptera, Drosophilidae. The record is from RefSeq and is a predicted model, not a curated record.
AUGGCAUCGCAGCCCAACUUGGGCUGUGGCUUCAGCAUUGCCAUCAACAUUGGCAUCAGCAUCAGCAUCAGCAUCAGGAUGUGGCCCGGGGAUAAUGCCUUAAUGCGUCUAAACUUGCUUCGACCACCUUCAGACAGAAACCACCUAGACAGACAUCAGAUGUUUCGAUUGCUGCUUAUUGUGUUGGCUUUGAUUGCCUGUGCGUAUGCCAGACCAUUGGAUGAUGCCCUCGCAACCGGAGAUGGUUACAGCAAUCCCAAACCUAAUGGUAGCUACUUUGAUAUAUAUCGUACCUUCAAUGGAAUCUCUACGCAGGAACGGGGAGUUGGUGGCAAGCGGGUCAUUGGUGGUUACUAUUCCUAUUCCCCAGAGGGCGAACUGAUCAAGAUUAUAUACAUUGUCGAAGAGGUUGAAGACCAACCCCAAUACUUCGCUCAUCCGGGAACUUCUGCUAGUCCGCCGGACAUGGAACUAUGUGUUUCAUGUUGUAAAUCGUUAUGUGGUUAA